GAAGUCCAUAGGUCAUGUAGUUUUCUUUUUCUUUUUCCUUUUUUUUUUUUAGUUUCUUCUUUUUUACUUUCAUAUUUUGCAGAUGGAACCUGUUCCAAGUGGCAAUCUCCCGCCUGGUUUUGAUACAUCUACAUGCCGCAGUGUGUAUGUGGGUAAUAUCCAUCCUAGUGUCACCGAGAGCCUUCUAGUUGAGGUCUUUCAGUCCGUUGGUCCGCUAGAAGCAUGCAAGCUCAUUCGGAAAGAGAAGUCCUCUUUUGGAUUUGUUGACUACCUUGAUCGGAGGUCGGCGGCUCUAGCAAUAACGACACUGCAUGGGCGCCAAAUUUAUGGCCAGGCAAUUAAGGUGAAUUGGGCAUAUGCAAGUGGCCAUAGGGAAGAUACAUCUGGACACUUCCAAAUUUUUGUUGGUGAUUUGAGCCAUGAGGUUACCGAUGCAACUCUUUUUGACUUUUUCUCAGCAUAUCCUAGUUGUUCUGAUGCGCGAGUCAUGUGGGACAAGAAAAAUGAACGUUCCAGAGGUUUUGGCUUUGUUUCAUUCCGUAAUCAAGAGGAUGCUCAGAAUGCCAUAAAUGAAAUGACAGGUAAAUGGCUUGGAAGUAGACAGAUUCGGUGUAAUUGGGCAAUCGCGAACAGUGGGGAGGACAAACAAGACAGUGAUAAUCCUAAUGCAGUUGUAUUAACAAAUGGAAAUUCUGGUAGAGUAGAAAAAGAGCCAAAGAAUUUGAACGGCGAGUCUCCUGAAAACAACCCUGCCUACACAACUGUAUAUGUUGGUAACUUGGCUCAUGAGGUGACCCAAGCUGAGCUUCAUCGCCAAUUUCACAUUUUGGGGGCUGGUGUGAUUGAGGAAGUGCGCAUACAAAGGGAUAAAGGAUUUGGGUUUGUGAGAUACCGUACCCAUGAAGAAGCUGCUUUAGCCAUUCAACUAGCCAAUGGAAAGAUUGUUUCAGGAAAAUCAAUGAAAUGUUCAUGGGGAACAAAGCCCACUCCACCAGGUACAGUAUCAAACCCGCUGCCGCCCCCUGUUUCACCUUUCCAGCUCCUACCAGCCGGCUACACUGCGACAGAGCUUCUGGCUUAUCAGCGCCAGCUCGCGUUGAGCCAGGCAGCUGCUGCUUCUGGCGCAAUGGCUGGGCUACUAUCCAGCGGCUCCCAGGCAAUGUACAAUGGCUAUCCGUCCAGCUCAUCUGCGCAGCAGCAUUUGUACUACAAUUGAAGCUCAUGACGCAACUCGUAAUUGGUCGGGUUUUGCUACAUUUAGGUCUUCUCUUUAUCAAUAUUUUGUGACAUUUUUUAAUGCUAUCAGAAUUAAUGUUUGACCUCUAAGUAUUGCACAUGUCUGUUGCCAUGGGAGUUGGUGUUUGAUAGUGUGUUAUUUGACAAGCAAUAUUAUGCCAUUAAUUGCCUUUGAAUUCUUAGCU
Ananas comosus (pineapple) is the source of this 1421-nucleotide messenger RNA. RefSeq names its product oligouridylate-binding protein 1B-like. The transcript is spliced from 11 exons. Bases 83 to 1216 code for a protein of 377 amino acids. The record is from RefSeq and is a predicted model, not a curated record. Gene Ontology annotation, cellular component: cytosol. Lineage: Eukaryota; Viridiplantae; Streptophyta; Magnoliopsida; Poales; Bromeliaceae. Gene Ontology annotation, molecular function: mRNA binding.